Messenger RNA from Phialemonium atrogriseum, 2238 nucleotides. RefSeq names its product 6-hydroxy-D-nicotine oxidase. Gene Ontology annotation, molecular function: FAD binding; oxidoreductase activity. The coding region runs from base 1 to 1980 and encodes 659 amino acids. The transcript is spliced from 4 exons. The record is from RefSeq and is a predicted model, not a curated record. Lineage: Eukaryota; Fungi; Ascomycota; Sordariomycetes; Cephalothecales; Cephalothecaceae.
AUGCCUCCAAUGAUCCAGAAACUCUUCUUGGCGGCCGCCUUCCCUCUGGCCGAGUUGGCACUGGACGCCAAUGAAAGAAUGGUGGCACCGGCAGUCUCGAUCGUCCCGGCCGACUCGUCGGCUUCGGGCUUUGACUAUUUCGACUCUGAAGUUGCACAGUUGACGAGCGAAGUCAUAGCGAAUCUCACAACUCUACGCCUGUCAAACAUCUCUCUGUUCGAUUUUGCUCCCUCUGGCGCUAAGUGUCGGAAAAUGGGGGAAGCACCAUCCUGCAGGGCCUUCCCCGGGACAGAGGAUUGGCCUUCGGAUGUUGUCUGGAGGGUCCUCGAUCUCCUGGCGGGCGGCACGCUCAUCAAGAAUGCACCCCUAGCUGCUCCAUGUUUCAACAGCUGGCCCGAACUGAGGGACAACGAGACAUGCGAUUAUAUCAAGGCCCACUGGAACGAACCAAGAUUCCAAGUCGACUCGCCCGGCAGCAUCAACUUCCACCUCUACGAGGGGAGGACCUGCCUGGUCUCGGACAACCCCGAUGGCGAGUGCACGCUCGGGGGCUUCCCGAGCUACGUCGUCAACGCCACCAACGUCGCCCAGAUCCAGCUGGCCGUCAACUUCGCCCGCAACGCGAACCUGCGCCUGGUCAUCAAGAACAAGGGCCACGACUUCAACGCAAAGUCCUCGGGCGCCGGCGCCGUGUCCGUCUACACCAACUACCUCCGCGAGAUCCGCCACAUCCCCGACGUCGCCGUCGGGCCCUAUUCCGGCCCCGCCUUCAAGGUUGGCGCCGGCGUCGAGGUCAGCACCCUGUACGAGGAGGCGGAUAAGCUGGGCCUCAGCGUCGUCGGCGGAAUCGGAAGGACCGUCGGUCUCGCGGGCGGAUAUUCGCUGGGCGGCGGCCACUCGCCGCUGAUGAGCCUCUACGGCAUGGCGACGGACCAGAUCCUGUCGAUGGAGGUGGUUCUCCCGAGCGGGCGCUUCGUCACGGUCAGCGAGGACAGCCACCCGGACCUGUACUGGGGCAUGCGCGGGGCGGGCGGGUGCACGUUCGGCGUCGUCGUCUCGGCCGUCGUGGCGGCGUACCCCAGGCUCCCCGUCGCGACGCUGACGUACGCCAUCAGCACGCCGCAGCCGGGCGACGCCGCGGCCGUGGACGCGUGGUGGGCCGGGGUGCGCGCCUUCUGGGAGACGUUCGUCCCCAACGCCGACGCGGGCCACUACGUCUACUUCAGGCUGACGUGCGCGACGCCCGACGACGCCGGGAACUGCACCCUGCAGCUGAUGCCGUACUGGGCCAACAACAUGACGGCCGCCGACCUCCGCGCCUGGAACGACCCCUUCUUCGCCCGCCUCGCCGACCUCGGCAUCCCCGUUAUCAACCCGGUCUACAAAGAAUACCCGUCCCUCCUCGCCGCCUUCGACGGCACCUUCCCCCCGGGGACCGAGUCCGCCGGCACGGCGACGACGCAUGUCUCGUCGCGCCUCUUCCCGCGCUCCAGCUGGGAGGACCCGGAGCGCCUGGACCGGACGGCGGCGGCGAUCCGCGCGACGCUCGAGGCUGGCGGCAAGAUGCUGGCGUACAACUACCGGGCGCGGCCCAACGGGCGCGUCAGCCAGGCCAACGCGGCGCACCCGGCGUGGCGGCGGGCCGUCAUGUUCGCCAUGAUGGCGAACCCGACGUUCGGCCCGGGCGCGUCCGCCGAGGACGUCGCCGCCAGCAGUAAGGGGUUGGUCGAGCUGUCGCGGCCGUGGAGGGACGUGACGCCCGGCUCCGGGUCGUACCUCAACGAGGGGGACAUCAACGAGCCGGACUUCCAGCGGGCGUUUUAUGGGGAGGGGUAUGAGCGCCUGAGGCGGAUCAAGGGGCGGUAUGAUCCUGAGGGGGUGUUCUACACGUAUAAUGGCGUCGGCAGCGAGGAUUGGGAGGUCACGGGGCAGGUGGAGUAUUACCCCACCACGAAUGGGAGGCUGUGUCGGAGGACCUAGGAUUAAUGGGUGGAAGGGGGGAAGGGGAAAGGAAAGGAUUGGCCCCGGGAGAGCAGGGAAUUAUGAGUUACGGUCGAUUCGCUUUGUGUGAUCCACGAAACUGCAUGUCUAGAUCAUGAUCAUGAUGAUGAGUUAAUUUUAUCUUUAAAUCUCCGAUUCUGUCCCUGGUAUGGGCCGUCAUCAACGAUAUGAGAGAGGCGGGGACAAUAAUGAAGCGGGGACUAUGACUGGCUGGAGUGAUGGAACAGGUGCGAGGGC